AUGGCGAACAUUUCCCGGAGUAUGAGCGAAGCCGAAGAGAUCUGCGGUGGUAUUGCCUGCGCCGCAUUCUGCGGUAUCUGCUGCGUUGCGGCCGCCGAAGAAGACAAGCGCGAGCGGGAAGCUUCGUUCGCUCAGAAGAACCAGGCGCCCGUCGGCCCCAUCACGCCCGUUGCCGUCACGACACUGCCACCAAGUACACUCGGCAAGGCGACGCUGCUGCCGAUUGAAGCCACCGGCAAAAAGACGCCGACCAAGAAGAAGAAGAAGACGGGAACCACCGAGACCAAGCCUCGGUACGUGUAGAUGUAGAGACUUAGCGGUGACGCCGAAGCCGGGACACACUGCCUGGUGUCGUAUCUAACAGGCAACAUUCGAUGCGAC
Saprolegnia parasitica CBS 223.65 is the source of this 381-nucleotide messenger RNA. RefSeq lists its product as hypothetical. Bases 1 to 303 code for a protein of 100 amino acids. Lineage: Eukaryota; Oomycota; Saprolegniomycetes; Saprolegniales; Saprolegniaceae. The transcript is spliced from 2 exons. The record is from RefSeq and is a predicted model, not a curated record.